Messenger RNA from Symbiodinium sp. CCMP2456, 465 nucleotides. NCBI's taxonomy places the organism in Eukaryota, Dinophyceae, Suessiales, Symbiodiniaceae. The record is from the annotation of a GenBank genome assembly.
AUGCUGCCUCGCACGCCCUGGGUGAGAGGCAUGGGCCGCUUGGACAUCCGGGACUUGCACGACUGGCUGGCCGGUGUUCACGGUCCGGCUUCCCAUCCGACAUCUUUCAAGCAGGGGGAUGUCGGGAUCCACCUCCACAUCGAGUACGAUCCGGAGAAGGAACAAGUAAUCGAUGCAAAGACGUAUGAGGUGCCGCCAGCUAAAGCAGAUGACUCUGCUCCUCCAAGCUCAGAGGUCUUGCAAACGAUUGAAGACAAGGCGAAGGAGGUCCUGGAAGAGAAUAUCUUCUGCCGACAAAAGAUCUCCGAGGUUAUCAACGCGCUGCGAAAUGCACCCAAGCUGCCCCAGGAUCUCUUCGGCCCGCAGCAAGCAGGCAUGACCUCUGUCGCGUGGCUGUCCAUCCUGCCGACCUGUCGGAGAGGCAGAACACCGCAGAAGAUGGCGACGGCCCGUGGCUUCCUUUGA